AUGACUUUUGAACAAUGGAUUCCACCUCAGAAUCAUGUUUCAAGUGCAUCCAACAAUAUGGUUGCAGAAACUGAUGAAAAUAAAGCUGAAACUAUGGGAACCUUGAAACGGCUGCAGAAAUUAGUCCGAACGAAGAAAGCCAGUAUACACAGCUUGGACGACAUCAAGGAUGUUUUGGUAUCUCUCAAUCCACCACCACAAGAUGUUUAUCUCUCUGAAGAUGAGGAUGAAGUUCCAACAUCAUGUAUAAAAUUAACCAAAUCCCAGGAUAAAAAAAUAUUGAAAGAAAAUACAAGGAGAAAGGAAGAAAUGGAGACCAGGACAGACUUUAUCUCUGCUUCUUUGGGCAGAUCAUACACUUCCAGACUGAACAACUUAGGAAAUAUUUCCAUCCGUUCAGAAACUGAAUUUCAGCUCUGGAGUGACUGGAAGCCCUUCCCUGAUAAUCAACUAUGUCCCUGUGAUUUCUUUAUCACAAGGAUAGAGGGAUGGGAAAAAUGUACGUGCUGUUCUCAUCAUCCCCGUCUUACUUGCUCUCUCACAGAUGUGGAUCUCCCAAGUUCAUGGCGAACAAGCAGCUUUGGGAACUUUGAUAAUCGCAGACAUCACUCAGUAUCAAAAUCAGACGAUUCACCAGAGAUGUGUGAGGUGGAUGCUAUAAGUGAUGGUGGAGAACUGGGACAAAACAAAAUGCCAAAUAAUGGAGGGAGCCUUGGAAAGAAAAUGCGGGCUAUUUCCAUGACGAUGAAGAAGAAGAUGGGCAAAAAGUACAUCAGGGCACUUGAAGAGACGAAUGACGAAGGAACAGACCACUCCUGUUCUAAUAGGGACAGUGACCCAGGGGGAGGAUCAAAUACUGAGAAGAUCUCUCUAAAGACCAGCGACUCCAUGGACAGCCUCUAUAGUCUUAAUAGUGGCCGAAGCUCCUCAAGUGGGGUGACUAGUUGCUCAGAUGGGACAAGCAACAGGGACAGCCUGAAGCUUGAUGAUGAAAGCCCUUAUACCGGACCAUUCUGUGGUAGAGCCAAAGUACAUACAGAUUUUACACCCAGUCCUUAUGACACCGACUCUCUCAAAAUCAAGAAAGGAGAUAUUAUUGACAUCAUCUGUAAAACCCCCAUGGGCAUGUGGACGGGACUCCUAAACAACAAGGUGGGGAACUUCAAAUUCAUUUAUGUGGAUCUUAUUACUGAAGAGGAAUCUGGGCCCCGAAAAAUAAAGCCACACAGGAGGAGUAAAAGGUCCAAGCCUAAAUCUCUUCAGGAAUUCUUGCAGCAAAUCCAUCUCCAGGAUUAUUCAUCAACCCUCUUGCUAAAUGGCUAUGAACAACUAGAAGAUCUGAAAGGUCUAAAAGAGAGUCAUUUAAUUGAACUUAAUAUCGAAGACCCAGAGGACAGAAUACGGUUGCUUUCUGCUAUUGAGAACCUCCAGGACUAUCAAAAUGAACCAGACCAGGAAACAGAGCAAGUGUUGCAGACCUUAAGCCCUGACCUGGGCUUUAACAAGUCACAGCUAAAUGACUGUCCAAGAGACUCUGGCUGUUAUGUCUCAGCAGAAAAUUCAGAUAACAGCAAAGAAGAGCCAGAUACAGAAAACCUGUCUGGCAUGAUACAGAUGAUCGCUAUAACUGAAUCAAACUGAAUUUGUUUGCAUUAUAAGCAGGAAGGUUAACACUGAAGUUCCAGCUUCAACAAAAGCACUGAACUUACCUAGUAGCAUGAGCAUGCAAUAAUGGACCAUAACGUAUGUUAUCAAUCACUCUUGAGAUUGAAUAAGCCAUCUGAUUUUUUUUUAAGUUUACAAGAAAAUAUAGGCACCUCUUGAAUAAUUUGUGUUAUUUGUAAUUUUCCUAAAGACAAGGUAAUUUCAUUUUUAUACAUUAUCUGUAUAGUAAAUUACUUUCCUAUCAGAACGAUUGUUCACCAAAAAUUCUAACUACUGUAAAUAGUGUACAUAAUUUUAAUUUUGCAAAUUAAAGGCUAGAUAUCCUGUCCUUUUCAUCUAAGGAAACCUUAAAGUAUUCCUUUUUCUGACAAAAAUACUACUGCAAUUAAAAUGUAGCCAGCCAAAUAUUCUAGUAUGAAUUUUUCUGGGCCUAAUUUAAUUAAUGGAAUGCACAGAGCUAGCUCUAAUAUUCCUUAAAAGAUUUAUGCUAUCAGAAAGUAAAGGAAUAUUCAUAUAUAUCAACUACUUACAAUCACAGUGGGUUUUGUAUUCUGAAUUCUUUAUGCAAGUUGUUCAUUUUUAUACAGGGUUUCUUUAUUCCUCUUAUUGUUUUCUUUGCAAAGAAUGUGGAAGGAGAGUUACUAGCAAGAAAUUAUUUUCUUUGUUGAUUUUUUUGCAAAACAUUAACAGGUGUGAUAUGAAGAUAGAUGUCCAAAAAUAUCUAUUUAUUACAGAACAAUGAACUAAAGGUUUAUACAAAAGGAGUUUAAACAUUGUUUAUCCUUCAGUAAACUGUAACAUCAGUACAUAUAUCACAAGAGCAUUUUUCCAUUUUAUUCUUUAAAAUAUUCCCAUGGAAAAUAAACCAGUAUCACUGAGUACAUGUUAUUCUUAAUGCGAGAGUUUGUAUGGUAGCACUAAAUUAUAUUAAAUAUUUUGCAGAAUCUAUUUAUUGUGUAAAAUAGCAACCCAUAUCUUUUCACUAACUUAAUACUUGCAAUAUAUAUCCUGAGUUUUCAAAAAGGAAAUAAUUUCAUUGCACUUUAGAAGCUGCCAAGCAAAAUAUUUUAGCAAAGUAGGAUGAACUAUGUAAGGAGCCCAGACUUUUUAACUGGAAGUCUGUCCAAGACCUCUUCCUGCACCAAACUCCAGUAUCCAUUCUGGGCUUCAGAUACCCCAGUCCUGCCAGUGAAAUUGCCAGAAUCUGGAGGGUUCUGACAUUUCUGUAUGCUUUCAUGGUGGCCCUGUGUUUUUACCAUAAUAUCGGCAGUCUGGAACUGCAUUGCUAAAGUCACGUGCAGGUCCUUUUCAUACAGUUGCUGUCUCAUACAGAUGUCUUUCUUUCUGAGCAAGUGACCAUCAAGAUGGAAGAAAGGACUGAUCUGAAUAGACAUCAAUUCUGGAAUAACCUUCCAAAUUUUACCGCCGUAGCAUAAGGAAAAUGUCUGUACAUCACUGCAGUAAUGUACCAAGUAAUUUUAAACUCAUAAAGGACACCAUGAUACAGUUAAUAUUUGAUUGAGGCUCUAACCUCUAGGCUAAAAAUUAAUCAGAAAAUGAAGUUUAAAUUUAAAAAAAAGUGUGACACAGGAUGGGACAAGCUAUUCACAAUAUUUACUAGAACAAAUCAGACAGAUCAGGACUGUAAUUCAUUGGUAGAACUUAUCCUUUACAUGUGGAAGGUCUCAGGUUUAAUCCCAAGUAGCAUCUCCAAUUAUGAAUCAGAAGGACUGCUAUCCAAAACCCUGGACAGAUACUGCCAGAGCCAAACUACAUGCUUCUCUAAUGGCAUCGAAUGUAGCUCAGGCUUAUCUUUUUAUUAUUUAUACCUGCUGGUAGAGUAGGAUUUCCACCCACUCACCCCAGGGGGAAAAUCAUAUCAAAGAAGAGUUUGUUACCUUUGUUGCCCUGCUCCCAGUCCAUAGAGUAAAUUAAAAAUAACCCUGGGCUAUAUGCAGCUUGGCUUUCAGUGUACAUAGACGACAACCAGCUAGAUGGGCAAAUCAGCACAAGGCACCUUCCUCGAUGAUCUGUGAUAUCUUGGUACCCUUUGAUAUAAUCAAAUCCCCAUAUCCCUACAUAGUGAGGGUCAGAUGUGCUGCCCCCACAGCAGCUUCAGUGUUGCUAUGGACCUCCUGAACACCUGAAACCCAAACCCAUUUUAAUCCGCUGUGGAUUUCUCCCAUAUAUUUGGUUGGUUACAUGUGUAUAAGUGUCAUGCUAUGCAUUUGAGUGUGGAUGCAGGACUAGUACUUACAGUUAAGAAAAAUGUGCUUCCUUGUGAAAUUUUGCCAAAGGAGAUUAUAACACCAUAAAACACCUUUCAGUUUACCAUUAAGAAAUAAUGCAGAGCCUUUAUUUGAGCUCAUCUGAACUUUCCUUUGCUCUAAGUUAUAUCUCAUAUUAGAAUUUCAAGAAACAAAGAAAUCCCUACUACAAUUUUCUUUUAAAAUAGUGCAAUGUUUUGUCCUAAUGAUAAUAUAUACUUCAAUGCACAGUAAAUACUCUUGAUGUUAAUGGAUUUGAAUUGUUGUGAGCUUUCCAGAGAGGUUUGACUGCUGAGUUGUAUAAAAAUGUAAUGAAUGAAUGAAUGAAUACAUGUUUAAACUAAUUUAAUUAUAAUGUGUGCUUUUUAAUGCCCCUUUGCUCAUUCCCUGAGUGCCAUUUGAAAAGCAGGGUACAAAUAAAUCAAUAAAUAAAUUGUAUCUGAGAA
This is a messenger RNA of Varanus komodoensis (Komodo dragon), 4378 nucleotides long. It is a transcript of the gene SAMSN1, whose product is annotated as SAM domain, SH3 domain and nuclear localization signals 1. The transcript has 10 exons. Bases 1 to 1641 code for a protein of 546 amino acids. The record is from RefSeq and is a predicted model, not a curated record. Lineage: Eukaryota; Metazoa; Chordata; Lepidosauria; Squamata; Varanidae. Gene Ontology annotation, molecular function: protein binding.